Chlorella variabilis is the source of this 921-nucleotide messenger RNA. RefSeq lists its product as hypothetical. Bases 1 to 921 code for a protein of 306 amino acids. The record is from RefSeq and is a predicted model, not a curated record. Lineage: Eukaryota; Viridiplantae; Chlorophyta; Trebouxiophyceae; Chlorellales; Chlorellaceae. The transcript has 8 exons.
AUGCCUGCCUGCUGCAGGGUGGCUGCCAAAGGGCCCAACUGGAUCAAACUGGAGCGCCUGCUGAACUACGACCUGCGGCUGCAUUGGAAGCCGUAUGUCUAUCGGUACUCGCCUGAGGUUCAGCACAGCGGAUUCGAGAGCUUCACCGUGCGGUUUGCACACGGCUUCUACCCCGAGCACCACACGGCAUACGGCUUCAACGGCCUCGGUAUCUACGACUCGGGAAACUGCUGGAUUCGCAAUGUCAAGGUGGUGAAUGCAGACAAUGCCAUCGGAGCAUUCCGCUCUGAGUUUGUGUCUGUGCGGGGUGUGACGGUGUCGGUUGAGAAGCCCAGGUACACCAAGUCCACCUUCCCCGCCAACGGCCACCACGCCCUGUGGGGAUCAGGCGCAGUUCUGACCGAGUUCUCCGGCUUCCGCAUCACCACGCAGUACAUGCACGACAUCACCUUUUCCGUCUUUGCUGAAAACCUGGUGUUUGCCAACGGACAGAUGCUGGAUGGGAACAUCGACUUCCACCGUGGAGGCCCCCACAACAACCUCGCCAGCAACAUCAACCUGGGGCGCGGCACCAGGGCCUUCCACAGCGGCGGCAACACCGUCCGCGGCACGCAUGCAGCCGCCAACAACACAGUGUGGAACGUGGGGCCGGCCAGCAAGCGGCAGGUGGCUCUGCCUGGGUGCGACUUUGGCCCCCACCUGGUGUUUGUGGGCAGCUACGCGCCGCCCACGCCGGGCGCGGAGGGCGACAGCAACUCUGGCGACCGCCGGCGGCGCAGCCUGCUGGCCUCCCCGCAGCUGACUGGAUGGUGCCGGCAGCGCAGGUGGUGGGUGGAGGACGUCCCUACCACCCAGCAACUGCUGCCCAGGGACCUCUACGCUGCCAUGGUGGCCACCCGCAGGAACCGCAUUCGCGGAUGA